AUGCGCCUCGCUGGGGGACACACGACAUUGAUAUGGCAUGACGACCCACUUGUUAUUCCUCGCCAAGAUCUAAAAACCCACCUCCUCUUUCUCCGCCUCCUCCUCUCCUUCCGUCUCCUUCCGCUCCCUUCCGCUCCCUCCGCCCCUUUCCCUUCCCCCCGCCUGCCCUCCCGCCCUUGUCCGUCGCGCAGACUCAUAUGGCAUUGGCGCUCGUCCUCCGCGGAGCCUCACAUACCAUUGGCGCGCUUCGUCCUCCUCGGAGUCUCACCCGGGACGGGCAGCCAAUGGGGAGCAACCCGACUCCAGCGUAAGCAGAAGGGGGGAGGGAGGAAUGGGGAAAAUGUGGGAGAACGGGGGGUGGCGGAAGGGACGGAGGCGGGAGAGGGGGGAGGCGAAUGUGUUAGAAUGGGGACGGGAAGCGGGGUGACAUUAGGGAAGGGGGAAAUCGAGCGGUUCCGCCCAGGUGGACUACGCGUGCAACGGGCUCAUGGAGGGCAGCCCCGUCGUCAUGGCGCCCUGAAGCCUCAUGUUCUGCCUUCCCCCCCCCUCUGUGUGUGCCUUGCCUCCCCCUCUGUGUGUGCCUUGCCUCCCCCUCUGUGUGUGCCUGCUCUUCCGCCCUCCUCCCAGUGGUUCCUCUCAGAUAGACUCUUCUCGUGCAACGGCCUCAUGGCGGGGGAGGGGACGCCACCGUCAUGGCGCCCUGAAGCCUCACGUCCAGCCUUCCCCCCCCCCCCCCCCCCUUCCAGUGGCUCCGCGCAGGUGGACUACUCGUGCAACGGCCUCAUGGCGGGGGACGCCACCGUCAUGGCGCCCGCGCCCGCCCCCUCCCCCGAAUCGCCUUCCCCCCCGCCUCCCCCCUCCACCACGCCCUCCCCCCCGCCCCCGUCGGGCGGAACCCCCCCCACCAAGGGCGUGCUGUGCCCCGCGUCCACGUUCGAUGGAUAUGAGUAUCAGCUGGAGCUGGGCAGUGGCAACUACCUGCUCCACUGGAAGUUCGCCUCCAACACGGUCAUCAACUUCCUGCUCGAAGCGCGAUCCAACACCAUCAUCAAAGACGCGUGGAUGGCCGUCGGAUUCUCCAAAAAAGGCAAAAUGAAGGGCUCGGAUGCAGUCAUCGGGAACCUCCCCGGCGUGGGCGCGUUCUACAUGAGCGGUUAUCGCCUGAAGAACAUCCAGCAGACGUCACUCUCCCUCGGGACCACUUCGGUGUCGACCACGAGUGAGGGCGGCACGUCCAUUGCCUUCAGUCGCACGGUGGGCACGGGGAACGUGCCGCUGAAGCUCAACACCACCAGCUACCUCAUCUGGGCGUUCGCCCAGACGGUCACUAAGAAGCUCUAUUUCCACGGCAUGAACCAGGGCGGGUAUGCAGUGGACUGGGCGUGCUACCAGGCGCCCAAGGCCCUGUGGGGCGGUGGGCCCGACUACGACAGCGAUGACUCCGAUGUUGACAAGGACUACUCCGGCGGCCCCUGGCAGGGCGCCAGCCUCCCCACUGAUGCUGCUGCUGCUGAUGGCGCUGCUGGCGGCCUCACUGCCACGCUUGUUGACCAGGGGCAAUCGAGUGGAGAUGCUGCUGCUGAUGCUGCUGCUGGUGAUGCUGCGGGUCCUGGUAACCGGAAGUCAGGAGUCAGGUUUUAUGAUGGAGCAACUGGGCGGUCUAAUGGAGAGUGGUGGCAGGAGAGGAGUCCUUGA
Molecule: messenger RNA, 1695 nt
Organism: Closterium sp. NIES-65
Lineage: Eukaryota; Viridiplantae; Streptophyta; Zygnematophyceae; Desmidiales; Closteriaceae
Source: the annotation of a GenBank genome assembly